Molecule: messenger RNA, 2940 nt
Organism: Exophiala dermatitidis NIH/UT8656
Lineage: Eukaryota; Fungi; Ascomycota; Eurotiomycetes; Chaetothyriales; Herpotrichiellaceae
Exons: 1
Coding region: 1-2940 (979 amino acids)
Molecular function (GO): protein binding
Source: RefSeq, a predicted model, not a curated record
AUGGGCUCAUCUUUCCUCGAGAUCUUACAAGAUCCGUUAACGCGAAAGCUGCUUGGGUUCGAGGCCGUCCAUGCCGAGAAGACGCCCUUCGUAGGCGGUGUUACGUCCAGACUCAAAUUUCUUCUCAACGAUGCCGCCAGCCAUUUGGCGUUUCUCAAAAUCGGAUACACCGCGCUCGAAGCGUUUCUCCAAGCGAACGUGACGGGCCCGCCAUUGGACUUCAAUCCGGAGGAAGCCAUUAUACCUGAGCAAUACCGCGGCGAGGAUUUGCAGUCCGUCAAAGAGGAAGUCUUUGACUAUCUUUCUGUCGAUGGCCUCCGCCCCUAUCCUCUCGCUCCGCACAUUGAACUGUUCUGGCUUGCAAAGGUGAUCCUGUCGAACCCGACACUUGCCGAGGCAGGGUUCAACGGUCGGAGGGCACGGAUAAGAGUCAACUUUUGGCACCAGAAACUUCUGUCGGAGCAGUCGCCCACUCUUCGCGACAGUAUCUACUCGGAUGCCGGAAUCCUCGAACAGCAGCUCGCUUCACGGCUGGCAUUCCACAGUGCUGAUUCUGAAGACCAUUUCGUCGAGUUUCUGGUCGAGCGAGCCACGAUACGCACAUAUUAUGGAGACGACUCUCUGGCCAGAGCAGAUCUCGCCAAAGCGGCAACGACGCGGCGGUUUGUCUUUGCGGUGACGGGCGUGUUGGGCAAGAGAACGCGGUACCAGGACCGUGACACAAGUCAGCUUGUCGUUCUGGCGAAGAGUCGCGAGCCUGAACCGGCAGCUGGAUCCGAGGUGGAGGAUCAUCAGCAGGAGCAGCAGGCUUCGAGCAAACCAAGUCAGCCCGAGAAUGUCCCUCUCAGCGAUGAUACACUACUUGAACAAAUCCAGUUCAGUAGUCCCCAGUCGACACAAACACCCACGGUGUCUGAAGCCACAAUGACUCACGUGGCCCCUGAGGAUGCGUUACCUCCUGAACUUGCGUCCCUCGAUCCGUCCAACCAGCCUCUGUUGGAGCCCAUGGACAGUAUCAUCCUGCUGGCUACGGCGAGUAGUAUCACCAACACAUCGCCCGACGACGGCUUGGUGCGCGAGGAGACUGUGCCUUAUGCGACGCGAGUGUUAGAGGGCGGGUCGUCCAAUUGGCAGGUUUACACCCAGGCUUUACUGGUCAGGAGUCGGAUCGAGGGGUAUCGAGCUCGGACAGCCGAGCGUGGAUUGUUGCAACUGCAGGCGCUGGUUGAUCAAGUCAUCGCAGAGACGUCUGAGGAUCAAUCAAAAUCGUCGGCAAAAGCGUCAGGGACCUCUUCGACGCCCACGACGUUUCUUCCAAAGCCCAAGGCCUCGGAAUCGGCGUCGGUCGCCGAGCGGCUGAAGUACAUAUACCAAUUGUCUCCACCUUUGCGAUGGGAGCUGGAGGCCGAGCUGGCCGCUCGCUGGACACAGAUGGGCGGCUUAAAGACCGCAUUGGAGAUUUACGAGCGGUUACAGAUGCAUGCCGAGGUGGCGUUGUGCCUUGCCGCAACAGAUCGAGAGCAGGAUGCCAUCAAGCUUCUGAAAGGAUUGUUGUUCGAAGAUUUCGAAUCUUCUCUGGACAACAAGAACAACGAGGCCGAUCCGCCGACGACUUUGAAACUCCGCUCUCCGCCUCCAGCCGACGCACCUCGCCUGCUAUGCAUUCUGGGCGAUAUCACCGGUCUACCGUCCUACUACACUCUGGCAUGGAACGUCUCCUCAAAGAGAUACGCGCGCGCCCAACGCUCGCUGGGUCGGUACUUCACCAAGAAACGCGACUUCAAAGCCGCAGCCGAGGCAUAUACUCUGGCCCUGUCGAUUGCACGACUCGACCGCUCAAGUUGGUUUGCACUGGGCUGUGUCCAACUCGAGCUGGAGGACUACCAAGGUGCAGUAGAGACAUUUACUCGCUGUGUUCAACUUGAAGACCACGACGGAGAGGCAUGGUCAAAUCUGGCCGUUGCGUUGCUAAAGCUGCCGAGACCGGGAAUGGAUGUGGUAGAGGCCAAGCCAGAUGAAGCGAUGAGAGGCGCCGCAAACACCACUUCGACUGGUACCGGGCAGACUGCUGGAUCUGCAUCUGCAUCUGGACUGGCGGAGGACGAAGAAGAAGGAGAGGGACAUGCAGACACCGACCUCUCACGCAAAGUUGAUCCGUAUCGACACGUGCGAGAGGCCCUGCGCGCCCUACGACGUGCCGCGACACUCAAGCGCGACGACGCGCGCAUUUGGGACAAUUAUCUCACUGUAGCGGCAAGCAUACCGCCGAGCGCAGGCACGCCUUGGAACGAGGUGAUGCAGGCCAUGGGGCGGGUGAUUGAAUUGAGAGGGAAGAAUGAAGGCGAAGGUGCCAUCGACGUUGGGAUACUAAAGGUUCUAACUGAAUAUGUCACUCAGGAAUGGACGUAUCCGACAGCAGCUAGCACCAACGGGGCAGAAGAGUCUGAAGGGGGAGCGCAGAAAAAGGGCGAAGACAACACAGAACCUGAAGCAGCGACCACAUCGGCCAACCUCCCAUACCUGCCCCGAGCAUUCUUGUCACUCGUCGACAACCAGAUUGCUCCUCUCGCAACGUCCUCGCCGGCCCUUUACGAUCUACUCUGUACAAUCUCCGAAUGGCGCAACCGACCCGCCCAGGCACUCCUGUACGCCGAAAAAGCAUGGCGCACCCACCUGACGAGCAUUUCACUUGCUGAAAACUUUGACGAACUCACAAACGAGGCGCAAUGGACCAAUGUUGUCGACAAGACUAUCUGGUUGAUUCGGCGGUAUCGAGAUCUUGGGCCGCGUGAACGAGAACGCACAGGCGGCCAGGUCGAGCCAAAGUGGCGGUUCAAGGCGAAGAGUGCCGCGAGAAAGGUUCUGGGUCGGUCCAAGGCCUGGGAAGGGACUGAGGCGUGGACAAGGUUGAAGGAGGAAAUGGAACUGCUGAAUGAGUAG